Molecule: messenger RNA, 1074 nt
Organism: Phanerochaete carnosa HHB-10118-sp
Lineage: Eukaryota; Fungi; Basidiomycota; Agaricomycetes; Polyporales; Phanerochaetaceae
Exons: 10
Coding region: 1-1074 (357 amino acids)
Biological process (GO): DNA-templated DNA replication; DNA repair
Cellular component (GO): Elg1 RFC-like complex; Rad17 RFC-like complex; nucleus
Molecular function (GO): ATP hydrolysis activity; DNA binding; DNA clamp loader activity
Source: RefSeq, a predicted model, not a curated record
AUGUCUCUCUGGGUUGAUUGUUACCGACCAAAGUCGCUCGAUGAACUUCACUAUCACGAAAGCCUCUCGGCCCGCCUGCGAUCUCUGGCUGCUUCCGGAGACUUCCCGCAUAUGCUGUUCUAUGGACCAUCAGGAGCGGGGAAGAAGACUCGGAUAGCAUGCACGCUGAAGGAGUUGUUCGGAAAGGGGGUGGAGAAGCUUAAGAUUGACCAGCGAGUCUUCUUGACACCAUCCAGGCGAAAGCUGGACGUGAAUGUCGUCCAGAGUAAUUUUCACCUUGAAAUCACACCCAGUGAGGUUGGUAACUACGACCGAGUAGUCAUUCAGGAACUCCUGAAGGAAAUUGCCCAAACACAGCAAGUCGAUAUCAACGCGCGGCAUAGAUUCAAGGUUGUCGUCAUCAACGAGGCUGACUCUCUCACCCGUGAUGCUCAAGCGGCUCUCCGUCGGACGAUGGAGAAGUACAUGUCGAACAUGCGCAUCAUCCUUUGCGCAAAUAGCACAAGCAAGCUCAUUGCCCCGAUCAAGAGUCGAUGUCUUCUGGUUCGAGUGGCGGCUCCUACAGAAGAAGAGAUGGUUACGGUCAUGAAGCACGUUGCAUCUCGCCAAAACUUCCGGAUAGAGGACGAGAGUGUAGUUUGCGAGAUUGCUCGGGAUGCAGAAGGCAACCUUCGGAAAGCGCUGCUGGUGUUCGAAGCUCUGAAAAUGCAGACUGGCAGUCUCAACGGUCCGAUAACAAUCGCAAAACCCGACUGGGAAACUUAUUGCAUCAAGGUCGGGGAUAUGAUCACCCAAGAGCAGUCGCCACAACGAGUGAUGGACGUGCGAACGAAGCUCUACGAACUCCUCUCUCACUGUAUACCUCCCACUGUCAUCCUGAAGACAAUUGCAGCACGUGUGGUCGAAAAGGUCGAUGAAAGCCUAAAGGCUGAUAUCAUGCACUGGGCGGCCGUGUAUGAGGUUCGCAUGCGCGUGGGCAACAAAAAGAUCUUCCACCUCGAGGCAUGGGUUGUCAAGGUUAUGAGCAUAUACAAGCACUUCUUCUAUGGUAUUGAUAUGGGCUCAUUUGAGUGA